Chara braunii is the source of this 1262-nucleotide messenger RNA. The record is from the annotation of a GenBank genome assembly. Lineage: Eukaryota; Viridiplantae; Streptophyta; Charophyceae; Charales; Characeae.
GGCGGAUCAAAUCGGAGGUAAGGCGGAAGCGGGGAUGGGAUAUGGGGGUAGAGGUGAUGUGGCGGGGGGAAGAGUCAUGUGCGGGGGCAGCGGAAGAAGAAAGCGGAAGCGGAAUUAGAACCGGUGGAGCUGCGCGACUAGAGGAAGCAGAGGCAGGCGGGCCGAUCGGGGGGAAGAGUCAUGUGAGGGGGCAGCGGAAGCAAGAGCACGGGGGGAGGGAGAAUGUCCGAGUUGGGACGCGAUGGCGGGUGUUUCUCAGCCCGGAGCAUUCAAAAGCCUUGUUUGGCAUAAACAGUCCAGGCCCAAUAUAUGAUAUGAGGUCAUCGAUUGGAAAGCAGGGGCUGUCGAUCAUGGAAUCUGCACCGAUGUACAGCUUUGGGACAGCUAAUCGAUCUGGACGGUUUGGGAGAUCUCUUUACACGGUUCCAGGACCGGGAGCAUACAAUGCGCCAUCAUCACUUGGACCUCAGAUUGAGUCAAGACUCCGGUCUCCAGAGAUUUAUAGAUUCGGGAGCUCAACGCGGGCUAAUCUUUCCAAGGUCUUCCUCACCCCAGAGCAUUGCAAGGCGAACUAUGGCAUACAGUCGCCGGGUCCUAGUGCGUAUAACUAUGGAUCAUCCAUAGGGCCCCAGCAAACUUCUAGAAACAGGAGCGCACCUCGUUGGGUGUUCGGAUCAGAAGGCAGGUUCAAGUAUGACUAUGUCAUCAGAGCUGCGCGGAUUCCUGGAGCUGGUCAGUACAAUCUUGGGCAAUCCUGUGGAAAGCAAUUUGAAUCGAACAAAACGACCUUGCCGAUGUUCACUUUCGGGAGUGGUGCACGAGAUCAAAGAGCAAAGAUGUAUCUGACAAGGGAACAUGAGAAAGGGCAGUUCGGGGAGUAUUCUCCAGGACCAGCGGCAUACAACAGCAGGUCUUCUCUGGUAAGAGAUUUGGUUUUUAUUAACUUUUAAAUUUUAAUACUUUUAUUGUGUAUUUUUGUUUUUUGUUUGUAAUUUUCUUCGGUGCCUGUUUCUGUUGUUAGGAAUCUCAUUCCCUUCCAAUGAUUACAACAACCUGGUGCUCAAACAAACUGAUAAGGAGGCAUCGCAUACUUGAUUAGUACCUCACACCACACUGAAGAUUAUUGCACUAGAAAAGCGUCUAUACACCUGGAUGCCUGAGUGGACGAGGCAGAAGGGCGAUGCUGGGUUGUUCACGGACAUCCCUGUUCUCUUUCAGUUGGCACAUUAUGUCCUCCACGAGAGUAAAGCCUCACAUUUUGU